UAAAAAAUCUUUAGCUUGUAAGUGAGAUUAUUACAGAUGCGAAAAUCGGAAAAAUAUUAAUUUUCAAUUAAUUUAACACUAAAAAGUGGUUCAAAAUGUUGGUGUUAUUUGAAACUCCAGCUGGAUAUGCUAUUUUUAAGUUACUUGAUGAAAAUAAGUUAGCGGAAGUAGAUAACCUUUUUCAAGACUUUGAAACGCCGGAAACUGCUAGUAAAAUAGUUAAGUUAAAACAUUUUGAAAAAUUUGCUGAUACCACAGAAGCUUUAGCAGCUACUACAGCUGCUGUAGAAGGUAAACUUUCUAAAUCGUUAAAGAAGAUCCUAAAGAAAUAUUGCUUUGAGCUUCAGGAACAAUUAGCUGUUGCUGAUGCUAAAUUGGGAAAUGCCAUAAAAGAUAAACUGAGUUUAUCUUGCAUUAGUAAUACUGCUAUACAAGAAUUAAUGAGAUGUAUUCGAAGUCAAAUAGAUGGCUUACUUGCUGGUCUUCCAAAAAAAGAAAUGACAGCUAUGGCAUUAGGUUUAGCACACAGUCUAUCUAGAUACAAGCUCAAAUUUUCACCCGAUAAAAUUGACACUAUGAUCGUACAAGCUGUUUGUUUAUUGGAUGAUUUAGAUAAAGAAUUAAAUAAUUAUGUCAUGCGUUGUCGCGAGUGGUAUGGUUGGCAUUUUCCAGAACUUGGAAAGAUAGUUACGGACAAUGUAGCAUUUGUGAAAACAGUAAAAAUUAUAGGAACUAGAGAAAAUACAGUAAAUUCAGAUUUAUCUGAUAUAUUACCAGAAGAUGUAGAAGAAAAAGUAAAAGAAGCUGCUGAGAUAUCUAUGGGAACUGAAAUUUCUGAUGAUGAUAUUUUGAAUAUUCAACAUUUAUGCGAUCAAGUUAUUGAAAUUUCUCAAUACAGAUCACAAUUAUAUGAUUAUCUCAAAGCAAGAAUGAUGGCAAUGGCCCCAAACUUAACAGUUCUUGUUGGAGAAUUAGUAGGAGCUCGCUUAAUUUCACAUGCUGGUUCAUUAAUCAACCUUGCUAAACAUCCAGCCUCCACUGUACAAAUACUUGGUGCAGAGAAAGCUCUUUUCCGGGCAUUAAAAACGAAGAAAGAUACUCCAAAAUAUGGUCUAAUUUAUCAUGCACAACUUGUUGGACAAGCUUCGGUUAAAAACAAAGGGAAGAUGUCUAGAAUGCUGGCAGCCAAAGCUGCACUAGCAACUAGGGUAGAUGCGUUAGGAGAAGACAGUAAUUUCGAUCUUGGAGCUGAACAUAAAGUUAAAUUGGAAGCCCGUUUGAGAAUAUUAGAAGAGGGAAAUCUUCGUAGAAUCAGUGGAACAGGUAAAGCGAAAGCAAAGUUUGAGAAAUAUCAGAGUAAAAGUGAAUAUCUACAGUAUCCUGCAUCUGCCGACACAACUCUUCCAAGUAUCAAAAGACGACAUUCAGAAAUUGAAGAUAAAAAGCCACUAAGUGAAGAUAAAAAACCACUAAUUGAAGAAAUCAUGACAAAACAGGAUGAAGAAGUUCCCAAGAAAAAGAAGAAAAGACAAAAUACUGAGAGUGCAGACGAAUCAAUGAUUCACCAAGACGCAAUUCAAAUAAAAGUAGAAGAUGAAAUUACUCCAGUAACAAAGAAGAAAAAGAAGAAGGCUAAAGUAGAAAUAUCCGAAGAAGCUUCUACAUCAGUUACGGAAGACCAACAAUUAGAAGUCUCUCAAACAUUUGAUGAAGCAUCUGAAGUAACAGAGGAACAAACAAAGAAAAAGAAGAAAAAAAUUAAACAAGAAGUAGAAAAUGAAGAUGUUGAAAAAAGUGAAGAAACUACACUUUUUAGUAGCGACACAGUCUCAAGCGAAAAGAAAAAGAAAAAAAAGAAAAAAUCUCAAGAUGAGUAAAUUUGUAUAACUAAUAUGUUUAUAAAGAAAUAACAUUUUAUGAAUUGUGGUUCAUUUAUUACUA
This is a messenger RNA of Dufourea novaeangliae, 1941 nucleotides long. RefSeq names its product nucleolar protein 58 (gene nop5). Gene Ontology annotation, cellular component: box C/D methylation guide snoRNP complex; small-subunit processome. Bases 96 to 1877 code for a protein of 593 amino acids. The record is from RefSeq and is a predicted model, not a curated record. The transcript has 4 exons. Lineage: Eukaryota; Metazoa; Arthropoda; Insecta; Hymenoptera; Halictidae. Gene Ontology annotation, molecular function: snoRNA binding.